Messenger RNA from Sorex fumeus (smoky shrew), 2058 nucleotides. RefSeq names its product potassium two pore domain channel subfamily K member 1 (gene KCNK1). Gene Ontology annotation, biological process: potassium ion transmembrane transport; stabilization of membrane potential. The record is from RefSeq and is a predicted model, not a curated record. Gene Ontology annotation, molecular function: potassium ion leak channel activity. Bases 60 to 1070 code for a protein of 336 amino acids. Gene Ontology annotation, cellular component: membrane. The transcript has 3 exons. Lineage: Eukaryota; Metazoa; Chordata; Mammalia; Eulipotyphla; Soricidae.
CAGUCUGCGGCGUGUGGGCCCUGGAGGUGGCGGCGGCGGCGGCGGCAGCGGGGGGGAAGAUGCUGCAGUCCCUGGCCGGCAGCUCGUGCGUGCGCCUGGUGGAGCGGCACCGCUCGGCCUGGUGCUUCGGUUUCCUGGUGCUCGGCUACCUGCUCUACCUGGUCUUCGGCGCCGUGGUCUUCUCCUCGGUGGAGCUGCCCUACGAGGACCUGCUGCGCCAGGAGCUGCGCAAGCUGAAGCGGCGCUUCCUGGAGGAGCACGAGUGCCUGUCGGAGCAGCAGCUCGAGCAGUUCCUGGGCCGGGUGCUGGAGGCCAGCAACUACGGCGUGUCGGUGCUCAGCAACGCUUCGGGCAACUGGAACUGGGACUUCACCUCCGCGCUCUUCUUCGCCAGUACCGUGCUCUCCACGACAGGUUAUGGUCACACUGUGCCCUUGUCAGAUGGGGGUAAGGCCUUCUGCAUCAUCUACUCGGUCAUCGGCAUUCCUUUCACGCUCUUGUUCUUGACAGCAGUAGUACAGCGUGUUACUAUCCACGUCACCCGAAGACCUGUCCUCUACUUCCACCUCCGCUGGGGCUUCUCCAAGCAAAUGGUGGCCAUCGUCCAUGCUGUUAUCCUUGGGUUUGUCACUGUGUCCUGUUUCUUUUUUAUCCCAGCGGCCGUAUUCUCUGUUUUGGAGGAUGAUUGGAACUUCCUAGAAUCAUUUUAUUUUUGUUUCAUUUCCCUGAGUACCAUUGGCUUAGGGGAUUAUGUUCCUGGAGAAGGCUAUAAUCAGAAAUUCCGAGAACUCUAUAAGGUUGGGAUCACAUGUUAUCUGCUGCUUGGCCUUAUUGCCAUGUUGGUUGUCCUGGAAACCUUCUGUGAACUCCAUGAGCUGAAAAAAUUCAGAAAAAUGUUCUAUGUGAAGAAGGACAAGGAUGAAGACCAGGUGCACAUCAUGGAGCAUGACCAGCUGUCCUUCUCCUCCAUCACCGAUCAAGCAGCUGGAAUGAAGGAGGAUCAGAAGCAGGAUGAGCCUUUCGUGGCCCCUUCAUCAUCAGAGGGCUCUGAUGGCUCCGUGAACCAUUGAGCUUAGAGCUUUGCUACAUUGUUCUCGAGAGUUCAGUGUCAGGGCAGUGAGGAAGAGGUUUCAUUUUGUUCAUUUUUAUGAAAAUGUAAAAACCCAAGAUAAUAUUUUAAUAGCUACUGAUCGCAAGAUUUUAACAAAGAAAGAAAGCUUUUACUCUAGAGAACUAAUACCUAGCAAAUGGGCUAUAUUCCUAUAUUCAUCUGUGACAAAAUAUUAUCUAGACAUCACUACUAGGUGAAAAAUACUUGAAGCAGAGUGCUCCUAAGUCUAGAGGCAGAUUUUAUACUUUUAACUGGGGACUUUGGGGAUUUGCACUUAAAUCUUUAGUUGAUGGCAAAACAGCCAUAUUUAUAUUUAAAGGCAAAAAAAAAGCAUAGAAAUGGUUUUAUAAAUAAGUUUAUGUGGAUCAUUUGCAUGUGCCCAAACACAAUCAUUAUUUUUGUAGAAUCUAAGUUAAAAACUAUUUAUAAUGAAUAGGAAACGUUUGACUAUGUACAUAUAAAAUUUAAAUAUGUUUAUAUUCUGUAUAUAAGCUUUAGGUCAGUGGUUUUCAACUACCAGUCCAUGGAUCGGUGCUUGUCUACAGGUGUAAAAGUGUUGAAAACCACUAGUUUAGGUCACCUGUUUCCAGCAUACUCUUAAUCCAAGAUUGUAGAUAUUUUUUCCUUUAGAUUUCUAUUUAUAUUAAAUAAUCAAGAACUGCUUCAAUAAAAUAAGGGGAGUAGUUAUGUGCAUUGAAGAGUGGGCUACUGCAGUAUUCUACAAUAAAUCUCUUUACCCAUUUGCAACAGUAUGUUAGAAACAUCUAAAGUGUUUUAGACAUUCCUCUGGAGGUAAGCAAAUGAUGAAAAAUGUGACUUGUAAACAAGAGUAAGACAUUUUUGUUUUGAAAGUGGAUUUGAAUGUCAAAUUAAAUUUGACCAAUUCUGUCAAAUUAAACUGAGAAUUUUAUGUUUAUAAGCUGAAAUAAAUAACAUUCACAGCUGGU